UAAGUGACUGCAGUGAGAUGCUUAAUAUUUUCAGGCAUAGAAGCAGCAUUGACUGGAGCCAGCCGAAUUUGGAAGAUGUAAAUUUCCCCAGCUCACUACACAGAAUGCUUCAUUUGAAAGUGUUGCUAUGUAGAGAGCCAGCUUUGCAGUCAUCUAACCUGUUCUCUCCAGAAGGUUGGCUGAAGGAUGGGAGCGGCUGUGCCUGCCUCUGAGGUCACAGCUUGAAGUCCUUUGAAAGUGCCUUCUGCUGCAGGAGCGAGGCAUAUUGUGGUCUAAGCGUCUUUGCAUGUAUUCAGAUGGACAAUUUGCAAUAGAUAUUAUACCCAGAAGAGCAGAUAAUUCAACAUAUGAGGUGUUUACUAUUAUCCAACUGCCGUAAAGAUAAGCUUUUCAAAAAAAUUUGAACUAAGCUGUUUCUAAACGUAAGACGAAAAUGUGGUUUCUGGUUAGUCAUCUCAUGAUAGCAUCGUUCACAAGCUGUCUAGCAGAGUUUACCUGGCACAGAAGAUAUGGACAUGGAGUUUCUGAAGAAGACAAAGGAUUUGGACCAAUUUUUGAAGAGCAACCAAUCAAUACCAUUUAUCCAGAAGAAUCACUAGAAGGGAAAGUUUCGCUGAACUGCAGGGCACGAGCCAGCCCUUUCCCCGUUUACAAAUGGAGAAUGAAUAAUGGGGAUGUUGAUUUAACAAGUGAUCGUUAUAGUAUGGUCGGAGGAAAUCUUGUUAUCAACAACCCUGACAAACAGAAAGAUGCUGGAAUAUACUACUGUUUGGCAUCGAAUAACUAUGGGAUGGUCAGAAGUACUGAAGCAACACUGAACUUUGGAUAUCUGGAUCCUUUUCCACCUGAAGAACGUCCUGAAGUCAGAGUGAAAGAAGGGAAAGGGAUGGUGCUGCUCUGUGACCCUCCUUACCAUUUUCCAGAUGAUCUCAGCUACCGCUGGCUUCUAAAUGAGUUUCCAGUGUUUAUCACAAUGGAUAAACGAAGAUUUGUGUCUCAGACGAAUGGAAAUCUCUACAUUGCAAAUGUUGAGGCUUCUGACAAAGGCAAUUAUUCCUGCUUUGUAUCGAGUCCUUCUAUUACAAAGAGUGUAUUCAGCAAAUUCAUCCCACUCAUUCCAAUACCUGAAAGAACAACAAAACCAUACCCUGCUGAUAUUGUAGUUCAAUUCAAGGACAUCUAUGCAUUGAUGGGCCAAAAUGUGACUCUAGAGUGUUUUGCACUUGGAAAUCCUGUUCCUGAUAUCCGAUGGCGGAAAGUCCUAGAACCAAUGCCAAGCACCGCUGAGAUCAGUACCUCUGGGGCUGUCCUGAAGAUCUUCAAUAUUCAGCUAGAAGAUGAAGGCCUGUAUGAAUGUGAGGCUGAGAACAUCAGAGGAAAGGAUAAACACCAGGCAAGAAUUUAUGUUCAAGCAUUUCCAGAGUGGGUAGAACAUAUCAAUGACACAGAGGUAGACAUAGGCAGUGACCUCUACUGGCCUUGUGUGGCUACAGGGAAGCCCAUCCCUACGAUUCGAUGGCUGAAAAAUGGAUAUGCGUAUCACAAAGGGGAACUGAGACUAUAUGAUGUGACCUUUGAAAAUGCCGGAAUGUAUCAGUGCAUAGCAGAGAACACAUAUGGGGCCAUUUACGCAAACGCUGAGCUGAAGAUCUUGGCUUUGGCUCCAACUUUUGAACUGAAUCCUAUGAAGAAAAAGAUCCUGGCUGCUAAAGGAGGCCGGGUGAUAAUAGAGUGUAAACCUAAAGCUGCACCUAAACCAAAGUUUUCAUGGAGUAAAGGAACAGAGUGGCUUGUGAACAGUAGCAGAAUCCUCAUUUGGGAAGAUGGAAGCUUGGAAAUCAACAACAUAACAAGGAAUGAUGGAGGCAUUUAUACAUGCUUUGCAGAAAAUAAUAGAGGGAAGGCUAAUAGCACUGGUACACUUGUUAUCACAGAUCCCACGCGGAUAAUCUUGGCCCCGAUCAAUGCCGAUAUCACUGUUGGAGAAAAUGCCACCAUGCAGUGUGCUGCGUCCUUUGAUCCCGCCUUGGAUCUCACAUUUAUUUGGUCUUUCAAUGGCUAUGUGAUUGACUUCACCAAAGAGAAUAUUCACUACCAGAGGAAUUUUAUGUUGGAUGCCAAUGGGGAACUACUCAUCCGGAACGCGCAGCUGAGACACGCAGGGAGAUACACAUGCACCGCUCAGACCAUUGUGGACAAUUCUUCUGCUUCUGCUGACCUUGUUGUGCGAGGCCCCCCAGGCCCUCCGGGUGGUCUGAGAAUAGAAGAUAUUAGAGCCACUUCUGUGGCCCUCACUUGGAGUCGAGGGUCUGACAAUCAUAGUCCUAUCUCUAAAUACACCAUCCAGACCAAGACUAUUCUUUCAGAUGACUGGAAAGAUGCAAAAACAGAUCCCCCAAUCAUUGAAGGAAAUAUGGAGGCAGCAAGAGCAGUGGAUUUAAUCCCAUGGAUGGAAUAUGAAUUUCGUGUGUUAGCCACUAACACCUUGGGUAUGGGCGAGCCCAGUAUACCAUCAAACAGAAUAAAAACAGAUGGUGCCGCACCAAAUGUGGCUCCUUCAGAUGUAGGAGGCGGGGGUGGAAGCAACAGAGAGCUGACGAUAACAUGGGCGCCUUUGUCCAGAGAAUACCACUAUGGCAACAACUUUGGUUAUAUAGUGGCAUUUAAGCCAUUUGAUGGAGACGAAUGGAAAAAAGUUACAGUUACUAAUCCAGACACUGGCCGAUAUGUCCAUAAAGAUGAAACCAUGAGCCCUUCCACGGCAUUUCAAGUCAAAGUUAAAGCCUUCAACAACAAAGGCGAUGGACCGUACAGCCUUAUAGCUGUCAUUUAUUCAGCACAAGAUGCCCCCAAUGAAGCUCCCACUGAUGUGGGCGUCAAAGUCUUAUCAUCUUCCGAGAUUUCAGUUCAUUGGAAGCAUGUUGUAGAAAAAAUAGUGGAAAGCUAUCAGAUUAGGUACUGGGCUGCCCAUGACAAGGAAGCAGCUGCACACAGAGUUCAAGUCACCAGCCAGGAGUACUCGGCCAGACUGGAAAACCUUCUGCCUGACACCCAGUAUUUUGUGGAAGUGGGGGCCUGCAACAGUGCAGGGUGUGGACCUCCAAGUGAGGUGAUCGAGACCUUCACUAGGAAAGCACCUCCUAGCCAGCCCCCAAGGAUUAUCAGCUCAGUGCGGUCUGGUUCCCGUUACAUAAUCAGCUGGGAUCAUGUUGUUGCACUAUCAAAUGAAUCAUCAGUCACAGGAUAUAAGGUACUCUAUAGACCUGAUGGCCAGCAUGAGGGCAAGCUGUAUUCAACUCACAAACACUCCAUAGAGGUCCCAAUCCCCAGGGAUGGACAGUAUGUGGUGGAGGUCCGAGCGCACAGUGAUGGGGGUGAUGGAGUGGUGUCUCAAGUCAAAAUUUCAGGUGCGUCCACCUUGUCUUCAAGUCUUUCUGGCUUACUGCUCCCUGCCCUCGCCGUCCUUCUGCACUUGGAAUUCUGAAUGUGGUCUGACAGCUGAUGCUCCCGGCCCAGCUCAGAAACCACCCUUCAUCCUGAAAAGAUGAUUUCUUCCAACUCCUACGGCUCCAUCCUAAGCCAAAUAAAUUUUACUUUAACAAACUAUUCAACUGAUUUACAAUACAAUAUGACUGAGGCAUUCAGGAACCCCUUCAUCCAAAAAAAUAAACUUUUAAAUGGAUCUAAAAUGAUUUUUAACUCGUUCCAAUAUGCCUUAUAAACCACUUAACUCGAUUCUGUGACAGUUGCAUGAUUUAAUCCAGUGGGACAAGUUAUGGUGUUCACUUUAAUACUAUAGGCUGUAGAGUGAAAGUAAAUCACCAUACACAGGUGCUUUAAAUUUAAUAACAAGUUGUGAAAUAUAAUAGAGGUUGAAAUGUUGAUCAUAUGUGGUAAAUGUAAGAGUAAAACAGUCUCUUGUACUAUCCUCUCUGUUUUGAGUCCUGCAUAUUUUUGAAUGGCCCAAUCAUUCAUGACAUUUUGAAUUUACCUGAAAAAAAAAAAGAACUGAUAUAGUUUGACAUAAAUUCCAUUACCAAGUCAAUUUACUGAAUGAGUUGAAGGAUUUUGAAUUGAAAUCCAAAUUAUACAACUCUUCUAUCAGUAUUGUUAUUUUUGAAGUAAUUUUCUAAAUAUUUGAUUUUCACAAUAUAGCACUUUUCAGUUAGUUUUCUAAUGGUAAAGUUAACAUACCAUAAGAAGUAUUUUUACUUUUGUAUUUUACUCUGAAGUUAUUUUAUGCUAUCAUCAGUGUCAAACCUCAAAAACUAUCUCUUAUCUGGAGUAUCAUCAUCUUACUAUAUUUAUUCACAUGUGGAAUGAUGAAGUGCUUCCAUUUUUUUACUGAGACAAAACAGUCUUUAUACAGCUAGGAAUAAAUGACAGUUAAGUGAAUAUCAGAAUUACCUAAUAAUAUUCUGAUAUUUUUGUUUUUAUGCUUCAUUCCUAAGUGUAAUCUUUUUUUAAAAAAUUGAAGGCACAGAAUCAAGAAAUCACCUGUAGGUUGAAAAAUCUAUAGUAUUCCUUUAAAAAAAUUAGAUUUUAAGUUCAUUUCCCACUCAAUGCCAUAUGAAAACUGGCUAAAAAUACCAAAUCAAUAUGCUGAUAUUUUGCUAAGGGUACUUUGCAGAGUUCGCACACCUGGAAGGCCAAGGGUAGACAGGCAAUGUGUCUGAUGGUGUCUCCCAAGUGUUGUUGCUUAGAGCUUUUAUAAGUUGUGAAAAGGAAGAUGCAUAUUUCUUCAUUCUUCAUGGUGUGCACGGAAAUGUGUCUGAGUGUGGAUGCAAAAGAACUUGGGUAAUAAAAAAUUAGCUGGCUCAUGAAACAGUGCAAUGUUUGAUGUUUGAGGAAGUAAAAUCCUAUUUUAUUAGCACAGCCUUGCUGGCUAAUUAGAGAUAGAGUUUAUCUUUUUAGAAAGGAUAACUUAUAGGUUCAUAAAAAAAUAUUUACAGGAAGCAAAAUAGAUCUAUUACUACUUUACUCCAUCUUUAAUUUGUGUAAUUUUUGUACUAUAUGUCUCUGUGUAAAUGUCUAGUUUUCGUUAUGAAAAUAUCAAUAGCUCAUUAAUUUGCAUUUAACUCUUUAUUAUAAAAAUGAAAAUUUUUUAAAUCAGUAAAAUGGAUGAUUUCCCAGUGAAAGUGUGUCAACAGUCUUCAGAUCCUUGCCAGAUUUCAUAAAAUAUUUAAUUAUUUGAAAAAGAAAUAAAAUGACUUCAUACUUUAGGGGAAAAAUACUCUGUAAGCCUUCUGUACAAACGUUUGUGUUUUUGUUGUUACACUUUGGGGUUUUUCCUUUGCAAUGUGACCCAUGUUGGGCAUUUUUAUAUAAUAACAUUAACUACAUCUUUUGCCAAAUGCAUGCUUGCCUUUUAUUUUCUAACAUGUGGUAAUAAAAAGCAAAACUGGCUAGAUUUUGCAUGAAGUGGUUCUGAGUGGUAAGAAGAAAACAGACUUUGGAAGCUGUUUAGAUUUAAAUUUGUGACAGAUAAAAUAGACUAAAAUUUCUCACACACUAAUAACUCAAGCUUUUCAUUUCCUCAUACAAUUGUACCAAUUUGACUGGGACCAUCAGUUUUAAACUGUCAAACUAACUAACGUAUCAUGCUCUAAAAUGCAAGAUUCUUAAUUAAAUUUAUAUAGUUAGAGACACAUCUGUUGUUUCUUUGUAUUUCAAGAAGGGUGAUAGAAGUUUUAUUUGAUACUGAUAAAUAUUGAAUUUUUAGUUAUUUUUUAUCAUUUUUUCAAUGGAGUAGUAUAGGACUGUGCUUUGUCCUUUUUAUGAAUGAAAACAAAUUAUAAAGAAAUAAAUGUCUGUUACCCAAAAAGCAA
Heterocephalus glaber (naked mole-rat) is the source of this 5828-nucleotide messenger RNA. RefSeq names its product contactin 1 (gene Cntn1). NCBI's taxonomy places the organism in Eukaryota, Metazoa, Chordata, Mammalia, Rodentia, Bathyergidae. Gene Ontology annotation, biological process: cell-cell adhesion; axon guidance; brain development. The record is from RefSeq and is a predicted model, not a curated record. Gene Ontology annotation, molecular function: cell-cell adhesion mediator activity. Gene Ontology annotation, cellular component: plasma membrane; axon.